Messenger RNA from Juglans microcarpa x Juglans regia, 2084 nucleotides. Its product is annotated as ABC transporter B family member 29, chloroplastic. The transcript has 11 exons. Bases 1 to 1932 code for a protein of 643 amino acids. The record is from RefSeq and is a predicted model, not a curated record. Gene Ontology annotation, molecular function: ATP hydrolysis activity; ABC-type transporter activity; ATP binding. Lineage: Eukaryota; Viridiplantae; Streptophyta; Magnoliopsida; Fagales; Juglandaceae. Gene Ontology annotation, biological process: transmembrane transport. Gene Ontology annotation, cellular component: membrane.
AUGUCCAGAAUCGUUCUUCGAAACUCUCCAUCUUCGCCACCUCUUACAGUAUUCCUCAACCCAAUACCCUACGUAUUCCGUCAACCUUCCUCAACUCAGCUAUAUCUCUUUCCCAGAAAGCCCUCCCUCAAACCUCUUUAUUCCCUCAACCUCCCUUCCCACCAUCCCUCCUUAAACUCCACCUCUUCUGAUAAACCUCGCCCCGUCUCCCGCACCCUCGGUUCCCUCCAACCCUACCUCCUCUCCCAAUGCACGCCCAUCCUUGCCGGCUGGCUCUGCAGCCUCGUCUCCGUCCUAUCCCUCUCCAUGCUCGUCCCCAAGAUCGGGAAACUCUCCUCCGUCCUUACCUACGUCGACGCCCUUAGGUUGAGGAACGAGGGUUUUUUCUUAGGGGCUCUGGUCUUGGUCCGCUUCUUCGCUAGCUACUGGCAGCAAGCGUUCCUCUGGGACGCCGCCUUGAACGCCGCAUAUCGACUUAGGGUCUACGUCUUCGAUAGGGUUCUGGAGAGGGACCUGGCAUUUUCCGAAUAUGGCGGCGCCGUUUCGGCCGGGGAUAUCGCGUAUCGGAUCACCGCUGAGGUGGCCGAUAUCGCCGAUACCGUCUAUGCUGUUCUCAAUACCAUUGUACCCAGUACUCUGCAAUUAUCAGCGAUGGCGGCGCAGAUGUUAAUGAUCAGCCCAGCCCUUUCAAUCAUUUCGGCAUUGGUGAUUCCAUGUAUGGCUCUUCUCGUUGCCCAUCUUGGCGAGAAGCUUAGAACGAUAUCUAACGAGGCACAUAUGAGUAUUGCUGCCCUCUCAGCCUAUUUAAAUGAGGUCCUUCCAGCUAUUCUAUUUGUGAAAGCAAACAACUCAGAGCUGUGUGAAAGUGCCAGGUUUCAAAGGCUUGCUCAUACCAACUUAUCUGAUCAAUUGAGAAAGAAGAAAAUGAAGGCGUUCAUUCCUCAGAUAACACAGAUUAUAUAUUUUGGAGCAUUGUUUGUUUUUUGUGCUGGUUCGCUGAUGGUUUCAAGUGGUUCUUUCAAUGGCGGUAGCCUGGUUUCAUUCAUUACCUCAUUGGUUUUUUUAGUUGAGCCAAUUCAGGGUGUGGGGAAAGCAUACAAUGAGUUGAAGCAAGGAGAACCUGCUAUUGAACGCCUGUUUGAUUUGACCAGGGUCAACUCUAAGGUGAUCGAGAAAACAGAUGCCAUUGAUUUGGACUGUAUAGAAGGGGAGGUGAAAUUUUGUGAUAUCUCAUUUGGAUAUGGGGAUAAUGUGCCCUUAGUUUUGAAUGGAGUGAACCUCCAUAUUAAAGCUGGAGAGACAAUUGCUCUUGUUGGGCCUUCUGGAGGAGGAAAGACUACCCUUAUAAAAUUGCUUCUUCGGCUUUAUGAUCCUUUAUCUGGUGGUAUACUUAUUGAUAACCAUAACAUCCAAGACAUCCGGUUGGAUAGUUUGAGGAGACAUGUCAGUCUGGUUUCUCAGGAUAUAACACUGUUUUCAGGGACAGUUGCUGAGAACAUUGGGUAUAGGGAUCUGAUGUCGAGCAUUGACAUGGAGAGGGUUGAGCAUGCAGCACAAACUGCAAAUGCUGAUGAAUUUAUCAGAAAACUUCCAGAAGGUUACAAAACUAACAUUGGACCAAGGGGCUCAAUUUUGAGUGGAGGCCAAAAGCAAAGACUAGCUCUUGCAAGAGCACUAUAUCAAAAUCCCGCUAUACUGAUAUUGGAUGAAGCAACUUCUGCUCUAGAUAGUAGGUCUGAGUUAUUGGUGAGACAAGCUGUGGAGCGCAUGAUGCAAAAUCGUACAGUACUGGUCAUUGCACAUCGGUUGGAAACAGUUUUGAUGGCUAAACGAAUAUUCCGUUUGAAUGAUGGGAAGCUAGAGGAGCUAAGUCGCUGGACUCUUGUGAGUAGACACCACGACUUGGCAGAAUCAACUGGGCUUGUGAUUUGAAAUUAGCACUGCAAAAAUGGUGAUAGAGGAACGGAGUGUCAUUUUAUUGGAUGGGGAAUCGGUGCUAGGAAUGGUAGAAGGGGGGAAGAAAGGAUAAAGGAAACAGUAGUUUCUGGAUCAUAUGAAGAGCAGAACAUAAAAUAUAAGUAAGU